AUGACAAUGGAUGAACCCAAGCAGCAAGUGACCCUCUUAUGUGCAUUGAAAGUGAUAUGGAGAGACGAGUAUUUAUCGUGGAAUGAGAGUGACUACCCAGGGAUCACGUUUCUCGAGGUUGAUGUUGAUUUAAUAUGGAGUCCGACUAUCACAGUGUUGACGAGCAACAGUCCAGAUUUCUUACAACUGAAUCAUCGUCGUGUAGAAGUAUCUGCUGAGGGCACGGUUACGUGGGUGUCUCCAGCAAUCAUCACCAGUACUUGCUACUUUGAUGUCCUACUAUUUCCUUUUGAUGUCCAGAAGUGUGUCUUUGAAUUCGGACCCUGGGCUAGUCCUUAUAACAUAGAAGAACUGGACUUCUUUUUCGAACGGAACGAGACGACGGUCAACCGCUACCGCAAAAACGGCGUGUGGGAGAUCGUCAACGACACAGUUCGAAAAGAAUACACCGACUACAGCUCUCACGAAGAACCAUUUGCAGAGCUUCAUUACCACAUCACUUUCAGGAGGAUACCAAGAGUCUAUAUCUUGGGUAUCGUCAUCCCGUCUGUCCUACUCUCUAUAUCCACCAUGCUCAUCUUUCUACUGCCUCCCGAGUCCGGAGAGAAGAUCUCAUUUGGUGUCACUAAUCUCCUAGCUAUGGUACUCUUUCAGGAGACUGUCCGAUCUGCCAUGCCACCUACAGGCUCACCCAUUCUAGCGAAUUACAUUUGUGUAAUGAUGAUUGUAGCCUGCACAUCCCUUAUCAUUGAGGCAAUCGUCCUUCGGAUGUACAACCUGGGCAACGCCAGUGACAUACCAAGAUGGAUGCAACGUUUGUUCAUCAAAAAACACCAAACUGUGUCACUCUGUCGAAGAAAAGAGCCUGGGCUUCACGCUCCACUACAGAAGGGGGCUAUAAUCGUCCAUCACGAUGGCAGUGACGAUCCUGCAGAGCAUGUUUGUGAAGAUGAUCAAAAACUUCAAUGUUCCGAUUCUCGAAAUAUGUUAGAUAAUGCAGAAUUGUGGAAGAUGGUGGCGUUGUCUUUCGAAGAGAAGACAGCUUUCCUAACGCUUUGUGCGAUAGCUGGGAAUAUUUUCUUUACUUCUCUGUACAUAGCCAUAUUGUCCAAUAUUCAUUCACGUGUGUGAGGACAUAUAGCAGAUGAGGUCGUGUAAUGGUCCUGAAGUGAGAUUUGUCUUGGCGGACUUCAAUUCCCAACAGCCAUCGGUUGGCAAAGCCCGGACAGUCAGUGACAAAUGUUCCCCAUCGAUGCACAAGGUUGUAUGGAUGCGUGGUAACAAUGGUAUGGAACUUCUUUGAAAAUAAUCCUAAAAUGCAAGGAUUAUUAUAAUAUGGCUCUCUCGAAGACUUUAUCAUUAUCUUACACGUUUUAAAAGGAUGUUUCUUGCAUGCUAAUUCCGAUCGAUAAAUAUCUUUAAUAAUUUCACGACUCUGUAUAAUCAAAAUUUAUAUAGUACCCUAAAUCAAGCAUUCUGUAUUUGUUUCGUAUGAGUGUUACAAUACAUAUUUUCUUCAGUUCAAUAGUUUGAUAGGAUAUAUGUAAGUAAUUAUAUAAAUCUCAGUUUAAGAUUUCUUACAGUGUUUUUGCAAGCGUAUAUGUUCAUAUACAGAUGACGCCAAAUCAUUGAUAAUAUUUAAAAUAUAUCAUAUAAACCGAGUGCAUUUAUGUGUGUUUGUAUGAAAUUAUCUUUCAAGAAGUCUUUCAUGAAAAGAGAGACAUAUUUGUUCAUCUUCUGUAAGCUCGGUUAAAAUGAACAUAUAUCAAACAAUAACAUAAUGUUGACAGCAGUCCAAAAUUCAAUCAUAAACAAUGAGGGCGUCAAACAGAAAUAAAGGUUUUAAGGUCCCUAUUUAAUCUUCUUGUGUACAAAUAUAAAAACUCUUUUUCUUUAUAUCAUUACUAUUGUUUGUCUGUAAAGUGCUUAGAGACAUCGUCGAUGUAUUAAGCGCUAUAUAAACGCGGAAUAUUAUUAUUGUUAUUAUUGUUUUGUCGUUGGUGUUGUUGUGGUUGCCAGUAUAUGUAAAUAUUCAUGAAAUUCAUUUCUGGAUUUUGUGCAGAUAUAUGUUUUAAUCAUUAAAACAAAUCAAUACAUGUUUUACGAUUGACUUUAUGUCUACAAAAAUCAGGUCUCAUGAUCGUAUUGUGAAGUGUUAAAUUCUGACAAGGCAUGAAUGAAUAAGGUUUUGGUCUACACAUGCAUAUGAAUUCCGAUAUUCAUUCAACAAACACACCCCCAGAAAGCGGGUACAAAACGGGCAUCGCUUACACAAAUGGUUACUGUGCUAAUGUUAUUGUUUUAUUUCAAUAGAACAGAUGUUUUACGAAAUAAAAUAUCUAUGAUUCUUGGCUCUGAAUCUAUCUUGAUCAGUCCGUUUUUCACCAACCUCACUUACUUGUAAAAUUCAAAUCGAUUUUCUUUUAAAUCAGCGACCUGACGUACAUGUGCUAUCAAACUACCUGGUCUAUUGUGUAAAUGUACAAUUUUAAACCGGUAGAGCUUACAUAUUAUAUUAAAGAAGAAAUAUAAAUGUAUUAAACCACAUGCGUACAAAUUCGAAAAUGAACUUAUUAAAGUUGAAACAGCAUUUUCUCACAUAACACUUCUAUCAAAACUGUUUACCAUAUUAAUUAGAAAAAACACGUCUAUAUGAAAUAUUAAUAAGUGUAAAAUAUAUCUGAUAUCGUUUUCAACGUAAUAUUUUUGCCUUCACACUAAAUCAUUUGCUUUUAUUUAGGAAGAUCACUAAGUAGAUAUUCUAAUCUUGAAAUGUCAGUCGUUAUCACUCAUUUUCAAAAGACAUAUCAUAAAUAUGCUUGUCCUCAUAGCUACUAUAAGAAAAAAAUUGCCUGCUAAAAUUGAUUCGAUACAAUAUGGUAUAGCAAACUCAAUUAAACACUUAUUUCCUUAACCAUUAAAACUAUAUUGAUUUGCUUAAAGCAUAAACAAUUUAAGAGUCUGUAGAGAGGUAUGGAUAAUAAUAAAUACAGAAAACGGUUUUUGGAGAGUGUGUACUUUAGUCUUAAUUAUCAACGUUUUUGUAUUUGUCCAGUAAUUUCAAGGCCUGAUAAUAGAGUAUGAGUCAAGCCCUGAGUGUCAGGUAAUGCUUGUGUUUCUACUGGGAAUUUAAAGUUUGGUGUUUAGUAUCAGCGGAGCCUUACGUGUCAGGUAAUGCUUGUAUUUGUACAGAGGUAUUAAAGCUUGGUAUAGAUUACUAGUCAAGCCUUGAGUGUCAGGUAAUUCUUGUAUUUGUACAGAGGUAUUAAAGCUUGGUGUAGAGUAUCAGUCAAGCCUUGAGUGUCAGGUAAUUCUUGUAUUUGUACAGAGGUAAUUAAGCUUGGUGUAGAGUAUCAGUCAAGCCUUGAGUGUCAGGUAAUUCUUGUAUUUUUACAGAGGUAUAGAAGCUUGGUGUUUAGUAUCAGUCAAGCCUUGAGUGUCAGGUAAUUCUUGUAUUUGUACAGAGGUAUUAAAGCUUGGUGUAGAGUAUCAGUCAAGCCUUGAGUGUCAGGUAAUUCUUGUAUUUGUACAGAGGUAUAGAAGCUUGGUGUUUAGUAUAAGUCAAGCCUUGAGUGUCAGGUAAUUCUUGUAUUUGUACAGAGGUAUUAAAGCUUGGUGUUUAGUAUAAGUCGAGCCUUGAGUGUCAGGUAAUUCUUGUAUUUGUACAGAGGUAUUAAAGUUUGAUGUAGAGUAUCA
Strongylocentrotus purpuratus (purple sea urchin) is the source of this 3696-nucleotide messenger RNA. Its product is annotated as neuronal acetylcholine receptor subunit alpha-7-like. The transcript is spliced from 5 exons. Gene Ontology annotation, biological process: chemical synaptic transmission; regulation of membrane potential; nervous system process. Gene Ontology annotation, molecular function: transmembrane signaling receptor activity; neurotransmitter receptor activity; extracellular ligand-gated monoatomic ion channel activity. The record is from RefSeq and is a predicted model, not a curated record. Gene Ontology annotation, cellular component: membrane; synapse; neuron projection. The coding region runs from base 1 to 1131 and encodes 376 amino acids. NCBI's taxonomy places the organism in Eukaryota, Metazoa, Echinodermata, Echinoidea, Camarodonta, Strongylocentrotidae.